Molecule: messenger RNA, 1125 nt
Organism: Erinaceus europaeus (western European hedgehog)
Lineage: Eukaryota; Metazoa; Chordata; Mammalia; Eulipotyphla; Erinaceidae
Gene: TEX30
Product: testis expressed 30
Exons: 6
Coding region: 178-858 (226 amino acids)
Source: RefSeq, a predicted model, not a curated record
GGCGGGUUCUUCGAGUGGUGAGUGCGGCGCCGGCGGGAGGAGCCUCCCGGGCGGCGGCCCUCGGGGUCGGAGACGGCGGGCAGGGAGCAAGGGGCAGCAGCUGGCACCCCAGGAAGAGGGAGAUGUCCUCGGCUUCUCAGACGUAAUGCACUUUGAGUUUGUUACUCAGCAGUGACAAUGAGUCAUACAGAGGUUAAGUUAAAAAUACCUUUUGGAAAUAAAUCACUAGAUGCCGUUUGUUUUGUACCUAACAAGAGCUUACCAUACGGGAUAAUCCUUACACACGGAGCGUCAGGAGACAUGAACCUUCCUCAUCUGAUGUCACUGGCAUUCCACCUGGCAUCCCAUGGGUAUUUUUGCCUGCGAUUUACCUGUAAGGGCCUUAAUAUUGUCCAUCGAAUUAAGGCGUAUAAGUCCGUUUUGAGUUUUCUAAAAACUUCAGAAGAAUACAGACUUGCAGGUGUUUUCCUUGGAGGUCGUUCCAUGGGCUCCAGGGCAGCUGCUUCUGUCAUGUGCCAUGGGGAGCGAGAGGAUGCCGGUGACUUUGUCCGAGGUCUGAUUUGCAUCUCUUACCCACUGCACCGCCCAAAGCAGCAGCAGAAACUUAGAGAUGAAGAUCUCCUUCAUCUAAAAGGCCCCGUGCUCUUUGUGUCGGGUUCCGCAGAUGAAAUGUGUGAGAAGAACUUGCUGGAGAAAGUGGCACAGAAAAUGCAGGCUCCCAAUGAGAUCUGCUGGAUUGAGAAGGCAAAUCACUCUAUGACAGUGAAAGGACGAUCGACAAAUGAUGUUUUCAGGGAAAUAAACACACAGAUUUUGUUCUGGAUUCAGAAAAUCACUGAAAUGAACAAGCAAGAAUGACUAUGAGUUCAAAGCUAUAUUAUUUUGAAUACAGAUACAGUUACCUUGAUAAAGAACAGCGUUCCUCUCAGCAUUCAGAGACAUUUUCAGAUUAAGUUAAUAUUCUUAACGUUUCUCCAUUUUUAAAUGUUUUCACUGUGGAAAUUAAUGUUCUCUACAGAGUGCUUUACAAACACUGUUAUAUACAUAUGUACAAGUAUUAAAGGUGGUCUGUAAUUUUCAUUACUAUACGUAUGUUUUGAAAAUAUAUUAAGCAUUUGAAUUUUG